AUGGAAUCACUCAUGGGCGAAUUGGCUCAUAGUAAUGAUCCACGUGCGGAGGCAAUUUUGGCAGAAUUAAUGAAGGAUGAUUUGCAUCCUCUUCAUAAAGCCAGAAAAGUAAAUUAUGCAACAUGGAGAAAUAGACUAGCGUCAUCUGGAGAUGCAUUAGAAACUAGAUCAACUGGAUCUUUAGCAGAUUUUCCGUCUAACGCUAACAUAAAUGAUUAUGAUAUUAGUUAUGUUAAUGACGUCAUGGGGAUUCUUGGCAUAGACGAGAAAAAUCAAGUUAGUUAUUAUGGACGAAGCAGUGGCCUUCAACCUUUAAAACAAAGUAAUCUAUACAAGGACGGAUUCUUGUUAUUUCCUAGCAACACAAAUAUUCAAACUUUAGCAUCAAAUCAAAAAUUGGUGUUGCGACCAGAACUUAUGGAAUUGCCUCCUCAAGAAUUAUCCGAUCAUUUAUUAGAACUUUAUUUCAAUCAUGUCCAUCCAUUGUUUCCUAUUAUAUAUAAGCCACGAUUUUUUGAGUUGCUAAAGGAUCACGAGCAUCCACCUUGUCUUUUAUUGAAUUCUAUGUAUUGUUUGGCAUCAAAUUUUUCCGAUAGGCUUGAAGUAAGAAAAGACCGGGAAAACCCGCUAACAGCAGGAGAUAUUUAUUUUGAUCGCGCGAAGGCUUUGCUCGACAAUGAUUAUGAUAGAGCACACGCAACAAUCAUUCAAGCUUUGCUCUUAUUAUCUAUUAGGGAGUACGGAACUGGUAAAGUUACGAGAUCUUGGAUCUAUACCGGUAUAGCAACAAGAAUGGCACAAAGUUUAGGUAUGCAUCGUAAUAACGAAAAGUGGCAUCCAACAUCAUCUCAUGGAGAAAAAGAAGAACAAAAACACGCUGCAUAUCCAUCAGAAAAUGAUGAUGAAUACGAACCAUUUCCAUUCAAAAUGGAACAUGCAACAAACUUAAUAUCAUCGUCUGACACCACAAAUAAUAAAACUUCGAUACAAGUUAAUAGGGAAUCAAAAAAGCGUGGAGAAUCGUCAAAUUCGGCCCACAUUAUGUCACGAUUUAAUUGUUUGAUUAGACUUUGCGAAAUAAUGGGACGUAUUCUUCAAAACAUAUACGCAAUAAGAUGUAAUCAAGCAUCAGUUAGUGAUUCAGCAAUUCCGAUUCUUGAAUCGUCGCUUAGAACCUGGUUUGUAACAUUACCACCACACCUGCAAUAUAACCCGGGUCAACAUUUGGAUAAUUUUGAUGUAUCAACGCUCAGUCUUCAUGUGUUGUAUUAUGAAUCAUUAAUGCUUCUUCAUCGCCCAUAUGCAGUAGGAAAUAAUUCAUCACAUAAAAUAUGCACAUCAUCAGCAGAAAUCAUUUCUGAUAUUAUUCAUUCGAUGUAUAGAAAGAAUACGUUGAAGAAUACUUUACCUAUUGUAAUUUACAGCACAUUUAUAACUUCCGUUAUUCAUACUUGCAAUGCUACCCAAUCUGAUACCACUAUCUCACAGCCAGCAAAGAUGAACCUUGCGAAAUGUAUAAGAGCGUUAGAAUCCUUAAAAAACAAUUGGGAAUUGCCACAUAAAUAUCUUAAUCUGAUAAAAGGAUUGGUAGAAUUGAAAGAAAUUAGCCGUAGUUUGAAAAAACGAAAUACCUAUACAUCUAAUCAACCAAACCCAUUUGAUACAAUGGACCGAUAUGGACGACAAGCACGAUAUCCUUCUUCACCAUCAUUUAAUUUUAAUCAAGCUCAACAACCGCGAUAUCUACGUCAUAACUUUCAAGAACCGGCGCAAAUGUUUAAUAACUCAUUUGGUUUAAGAAAUAUGGCAACAUUUUCACAAUCACAAACACAGUCUAAUGUAAACACAUCUGAUCCUUAUGCAGCACAAGAUGUAAUUUCACCAAAUAAUGGAGUUGGAAACCAUACGAUUUGUUCCUUGAAUUCUGGAUUUUGGACCAUUCCACAAAGUGCAAAUUUCGAGGAAUGGUCUUCUUACCUUCAUUCGCAACAAGUACAACAGAGUGUCACAUUACCUUCUCAACAAACACCUAUGUCAUUACAACCAUUACUGUUACACGACAAUGGGAAUAAUGUAAACAUGUUUGCAAAUAAUCAAAUGAUUUCAGAAUUUGAAUAA
This is a messenger RNA of Racocetra fulgida, 2118 nucleotides long. The record is from the annotation of a GenBank genome assembly. NCBI's taxonomy places the organism in Eukaryota, Fungi, Glomeromycota, Glomeromycetes, Diversisporales, Gigasporaceae.